AUGGCCUCCUACGGCCAUCACGCGGCCGCGGCUGCACCCCGACCAGCGCAACCUGCCAACUACCCAGUUCCCGUGCCAGGACACGCCUCAGCAGCCCCAGCUGGUACCUUCGCCCCUGGUACCAAGAUUCAGGUCGGCUCCCACCGCGUCGUCAUACAGAAAUAUCUCUCCGAAGGUGGCUUUGCCCAUGUCUAUCUCGUCAAGCUCCCCAAGCCUCUCGACGGUACGGACCUGGCAGUCCUCAAGCGGGUUGCUGUGCCUGACAAGGAGGCGCUUCGCUCCAUGCGCAUCGAGGUCGAGACGAUGAAAAGGCUCAAGGGUCACCGCAUGAUCGUCACAUAUAUCGACUCGCACGCUUCUGAGCUUCGAGGUGGUGGCUUCGAGGUUUUCCUCCUCAUGGAGUACUGCAACGGCGGUGGCUUGAUCGACUUCAUGAACACCCGGCUCCAACACCGGUUGACCGAGCCCGAGAUCCUCCACAUCUUCACCGACGUGGCGGAGGGAGUUGCCUGCAUGCACUACCUAAAACCUCCGCUUCUGCAUCGCGAUCUCAAAGUAGAAAACGUCUUGAUUCUGAGCCAGGGGUCCAAGAAGAGGUUCAAACUUUGCGAUUUCGGUUCAGCAGCACCUCCAAAGCCCGCGCCCCAGACAGUUGUCGAGUGUAGGCUCCUGGACGAGGAUGUGCAGAAGCACACAACCCUGCAAUACCGGAGCCCGGAGAUGAUUGACGUCUACAGAAAACAACCCAUUGACGAAAAGUCGGAUAUCUGGGCCCUCGGUGUCUUGCUGUAUAAGCUGUGCUACUACACGACCCCCUUCGAGGACCAAGGCCAAUUGGCCAUCUUGAACGCAAGCUUUCGGUUUCAUAGUCACCCAGUCUUCUCUGACAGGCUGAAAAAGCUCAUAGCUUCUAUGUUGCGGGAAAACCAGCAGUCGAGGCCCAAUGUCUAUCAGGUAUUACGAGAGGCUUGCGCCAUGCAAGGCCGCGAGGUUCCAAUACAUGAUAUCUACGCCGCCAGGGCGCAAUCCGAGCCUCGACGCAGCGACAAACCACAGCUGGAAAAGUCAACGCCUCCAGUUGUUGGCGCUGUCUUCUCCCCACCGCCGCAAGAGACGCAAACUAUCCCUGAGGUGGUUCCUAUGAGAAGGGGCAGGCUUCCAGUCGCCUCUACGCAAUCAGCCUCUCAGUCUCAACGACCAAGUCCAUCGCCUGGUCGUGUCACCAGCGGCGAUCCAUUCGCUGCUCUCGACGCCAAAGCGAACAAUAACACCGGGGGAGGCGACGAGCUUUCGUCUCGCUUUCCCACGCUUGAUCAAUUUUCCCUUCUUCACAACAACGGUGGAGGGAGCUUUGACUUUACCUCUCCGGCAACACCCCCGGCUGCACAGCAGAGUGAUCUCAAACAGAAGGUUACUGAACAUCUGGCGGACGAGGCUUUCGCAAAGCCCUCCAGCCCCCCUGAAGCAACUGCGAGCAAUCUCCUCGCAAUCCACACAGAAGUAUGUUUCAACUGGUACCAUGACAUCUACACCACCGCCAUCCGACAAGGCGCGGGAGCCACCAGCGAUCUGGCGAGUACCAUCUACCGAUCACCAUCGAUCUACAAGUCUACCACGUAA
Verticillium nonalfalfae is the source of this 1620-nucleotide messenger RNA. RefSeq lists its product as uncharacterized. NCBI's taxonomy places the organism in Eukaryota, Fungi, Ascomycota, Sordariomycetes, Glomerellales, Plectosphaerellaceae. Gene Ontology annotation, cellular component: cytoplasm. The record is from RefSeq and is a predicted model, not a curated record. Gene Ontology annotation, molecular function: ATP binding; protein serine/threonine kinase activity. The coding region runs from base 1 to 1620 and encodes 539 amino acids. Gene Ontology annotation, biological process: actin filament organization; protein autophosphorylation; actin cortical patch assembly. The transcript is spliced from 4 exons.